This is a messenger RNA of Triplophysa dalaica, 1494 nucleotides long. Its product is annotated as keratin, type I cytoskeletal 13-like. The transcript has 7 exons. Gene Ontology annotation, molecular function: structural molecule activity. Lineage: Eukaryota; Metazoa; Chordata; Actinopteri; Cypriniformes; Nemacheilidae. Bases 58 to 1428 code for a protein of 456 amino acids. The record is from RefSeq and is a predicted model, not a curated record.
GUCUUAACUUCACUCUCACACAUUCUCAGAGUAUAGAAAAACAACACCUCCAAAACGAUGUCCUCUAGAAGCAGUUUCAUGUCCUCCGGUGGAUCCAUGCGCGUCUCCAUGUCCGGUGGUGGAGGAGGCAGUAUGGGAAGCAUGCGUUCUGGCAGCGUGUAUGGAGGUGCGGGAGGGUCCGGUACCCGGAUUUCCAGCUCCUCUGCUUCUCGUUCCUUCUCAUCUGGUGGAGGAUACGGAGGUGGUGGCGGAUACGGAGGUGGUGGCGGAUACGGAGGUGGUGGCGGAUACGGAGGGGGUGCCGGAUAUGGAGGGGGUGGCGGAUUCGGAGGUGGUUCUGGUGAUUCCAUGGAUGUCUCUCCAAAUGAAAAAGCCACCAUGCAAAAUCUCAAUGACCGUCUGGCCACCUACCUGGAGAAGGUGCGGAUCCUUGAGAAGGCCAACGCUGACCUUGAGCUGAAGAUCCGCCAGUUCUUGGAGAGCAAAACUUCCCCCGCUGCUCGUGACUACAGCGCCUAUUAUGUCACUAUUGCAGAGCUCCAAAACAAAAUCCAGGAAGCGACGCUUGUGAAUGGAGGAAUCUAUCUCCACAUUGACAAUGCCAAGCUGGCUGCAGAUGACUUUAGAGUAAAAUAUGAGAACGAGCUGAGCAUGAGACAGUCAGUGGAGGCAGACAUUGCUGGCUUGAGGAGAGCGCUGGAUGAGCUGACAAUGGAACGAUCCAAUCUGGAGAUGCAGAUCGAGGGACUGAAAGAAGAGCUGAUCUUCCUCAAGAAGAACCAUGAGGAGGAACUUUUGUCAGCAGGCACCCAGAUGAGCGGACAGGUUAACGUAGAGGUUGAUGCACCACCACAGGAAGACCUCUCAAAGGUCAUGGCAGAUAUCCGUGAACAUUACGAGGCCGUCGCUGCCAAGAACAACAAAGAGCUAGAAGCCUGGUUCCAAGCCAAGACGGAGUCUAUUAGCAAAGAAGUUUCGGCAAGCACAGAAGUCAUCCAAACAUCCAAAUCAGAACUCACAGAUCUAAGACGCACAGUACAGAGUCUGGAAAUUGAACUUCAAUCACAGCUCAGUAUGAAAUCUUCAUUGGAAGCCACUUUGGCAGACACUAAGCAGGGCUACUCCUCAAAGUUGACCGGCUACCAAAAUCAGGUGACCGCCAUGGAACAGCAGCUGACGCAGCUUCGUGGAGAUCUGGAGCGUCAAAGUCAGGAGUACCAGAUGCUUCUGGACAUCAAGACCAGACUGGAGAUGGAGAUUGCAGAAUACAGAAGACUCCUGGACGGAGAAGCUGUUGGAAGUGGCCAGUCCUCCAGCUCUGGGUCCACCACCACAAAGAAGUCAUCAACAACAACACGCAAAGUGAUCACCGUUGUGGAGGAGAUGGUGGAUGGAAAGGUAGUCAGCUCGUCCACCCAGGCCAUGUGAGAAAAAAUGAGCUCUUGAGAUAAAAAAGAUCAAACUCAGAAAGACCAAUAAACUGCUCGAAAUGUG